Messenger RNA from Protopolystoma xenopodis, 1593 nucleotides. The record is from the annotation of a GenBank genome assembly. Lineage: Eukaryota; Metazoa; Platyhelminthes; Monogenea; Polystomatidea; Polystomatidae.
GGUCGUGUUGUGGUUGAAGAUCGACGAGAGAAGUCGAUUACUGGCAGGUCACGCCCUAGCUUGUCCAACAUAGUCCAUUCUCGCUUUCAAACGAUGCAUCCUGCUCAACUGCAGCCAACACUUUCACCUUCCGGAGUUCAGCAACCACCCCUUCUACAGCCAGCUUCUUCGCCUGUUGUCAACCAAAUUGCACACGGACAAAAUUUAGUGGCAGCUAGCAUUUCGCAGGUGCCGCCCAGCAUUCAGUUUCAGCAACAGUCUGAUCAGCAACAUUUACAAUCGCAUCAGCAUCAAGGCAUCCACCCUAGUGUUUUCACUCAUCAACAACAAUCCUCUACUCAGAACCCGAUUACUAGCUUUUCUUCAAUCUCCCCAAGUAGUGGGCUAUUAAACUCUAUAUCUUCUCUUUCCACGUCAUCAUCGACUUCCUCUUGCGUGGAUCUUUUGGCCGGAGGUGUCUUACUCGCAAACACAGUCCAAUCUUCUGCUUCUCCUCCAGUAGCAACUGUCUUCUGUCCUAGCUCAGUUUAUCCUAUUGGUUCUGGGUUUGAGGGUGGUGGCUUAGGUAUGGGAAACCGGGGAAGGUCCUCAUUACUUACAGGACCAGACAUAAUCUCCUUACUUGACGAUGAGCCAUCAGUUCACAGCCAUCUGACCACCAGUGCUGGCCCUUCAUCUUUUGUCACUACCAGUCCUGCUGUCGGCACAUCGGAUUUGUCUACUACACUAUUUAUGCCUUCCGGCCAGCUCAUGCUUCCAUCUUCUACCACACAUAGUACAGGUGCUGCCCUCCUUUCAUCCGGAGAUGGCGUCGUGCUACCAACUGGUCAGCUUCUAGUCCGCGAACCCCUUCGCCAUAUGACCAGCUCUCAAUCCUCUCUCAGACUCUCCCCGGCUGGGCUUGUAUCCUAUUCCAUUUCAUCGACUCCUCCACCUCCACAACUUCAACAACAACAGCCAAUAUCAGUACCAAUACCCUUGCCAGGUUCUCCUCCAGCCACCGGGUCUCAUCAAUUUCAAGGAUUACAAGCUUCCGAUUCUAGUACCAGUCAGACCAGAUACGUCUUCCUCGCUGGGAACGAACCACCGAAUCUGCGCGCCUCUCUUCCGACCGAGGCUUUUUUUCAUACAGCUUCCAGUCCUCCUCAACUUCACCAAGCCUCAUCGUUGGUACAUUCACAUCUGCAGCAGACACAUCAAACACAGGCGCACCAAUAUAAUCAUCCACAAAUGCCGCUUGGUCAUCAACAACAGCAGCUCAUCUCCCAACAACAAGACCAUCAAUCACAGCAACAGCAUCUUCAGCGACGUUCUGUGGCCUUUCAUCAGAGCCUCGGCCAGCAAAGCCAAUUUUCUCCUGUUAUUUAUCAUACUGACUUCCAAACAGGCCAAUCACAACUGCACUCAAUUCGCCUGCAACCGCAGCAACAGCACCAGGUGAUCCACCAACUGAACCAACACCCUUUGUCUCAUCAACUCGUUGCAUCUGCUUCUGUUGGUGCCUCUGGCGGGGUUACUGGAGGUAGUGGUAUUAUUAAUUCUGCGAGUGUUGCUGAUGUGGCCCCUGUGACCAACCACUUUUUAUCUCCCUAG